UUUAUCCAACAACUUGUUCCAAGCCCAGAUUAAUUAACAAAGUAAAAGCAGGCAACAUGAUUUUUUCAAAAAAGAGAGUUUGUGAAUUCUCCUUCAUGUUUCUUGUUCUUGCAGCCUCCAUUGCAACUUUGGCCAGAGCUCAAGAAGUUGACGACGAAAGAGAGUUCAGUUACGACGAAAGCAGUGAGGUCGGGCCGUCGCGUUGGGGAGAGAUCCAUUCCGAAUGGAAGGAUUGUAAUUCCGGGCAAAUGCAGUCUCCUAUUGAUUUGCGGAAUAAGAGGGUUAAAAUAGUUUCUCAUUUGGGUAAAUUAAAAAGAAGUUACAAACCUGCUAAUGCUACUCUCAUCAAUAGAGGCCAUGAUAUGAUGUUGAGAUGGAUAAAUGAUGCUGGGCAUAUCAAGAUAAAUGGAACCAAAUUUUACCUUAGGCAAUGCCAUUGGCACUCUCCCUCAGAACACACUCUCGAUGGAAGAAAGUUCGACAUGGAAGUUCACUUGGUUCACGAGAGCGACACCGGCCGUAUGGCUGUGAUCGGAAUCAUGUACAAAAUCGGACGCCGCGACACUUUCAUAUCAAUGUUGAAACCAAGGUUUCAAGCAUUGAGUGAAUUAACAGAUAUCGAAAAAACUAUUGGUGUAAUAGAUCCAUACUUGAUAAAAUUUGGGAGCAGAAAAUACUAUAGAUACAUCGGUUCACUUACCAUCCCACCUUGCACUCCAAAUAUCAUAUGGUCAAUUGUAAGAAAGGUGAGGACUGUGACAAAAGAACAAGUUAAUUUGAUCCGGGAGGCAGUGCACGAUAAUUUGGAAGUUAAUGCAAGGCCAAUCCAACGUACAAAUGGGCGUUCUGUUGAGAUCUACAGGCCAAAUGAUCCUAAGAAUUGAUUAAAUCAAAUUUACUUUAUUUUCGCAAUUAGAAUAUGGUGUGCCCAGUUAUUUACCAUGUAUUCAUUUUUUAUUCAUGUUCCAAUAAACAUGAUUAAUUUUUAUUAGCA
Salvia splendens (bonfire salvia) is the source of this 994-nucleotide messenger RNA. RefSeq names its product alpha carbonic anhydrase 7. The record is from RefSeq and is a predicted model, not a curated record. Bases 57 to 884 code for a protein of 275 amino acids. Lineage: Eukaryota; Viridiplantae; Streptophyta; Magnoliopsida; Lamiales; Lamiaceae. Gene Ontology annotation, biological process: one-carbon metabolic process. Gene Ontology annotation, molecular function: zinc ion binding; carbonate dehydratase activity. The transcript is spliced from 7 exons.